AUGGUGAUGCCGAACGAGGUCUGCCGUCCCACCCAGACUCCUUCGGCUGUAUAUUCUAAUCAAAACAAGGCCGCUUUGGGAACCGAUGCAAUAGAAGGAGAGAUCUACAACAUACGUGGAGCCAUACUAUUUCGACCAACGCCUUACGAUAGGGAAAUUACCGGGAAGGGAGAUUCAAUCAUGGUUUAUGAUCCGAACGCAGACAUGAACUCUCCGCCAUACUGGGAGAACGACGAUCCAUCGAAGGAAGAAACAAGUCCAGUACCAGCGGGUUUCGAAAUUCGCGUGAUUGGAGCAGUCGUUGUUUUCAAACGCGUAUAG
This is a messenger RNA of Penicillium canescens, 321 nucleotides long. RefSeq lists its product as uncharacterized. The record is from RefSeq and is a predicted model, not a curated record. NCBI's taxonomy places the organism in Eukaryota, Fungi, Ascomycota, Eurotiomycetes, Eurotiales, Aspergillaceae. Bases 1 to 321 code for a protein of 106 amino acids. The transcript has a single exon.